Theileria annulata is the source of this 1530-nucleotide messenger RNA. RefSeq names its product Theileria-specific sub-telomeric protein, SVSP family, putative. The record is from RefSeq and is a predicted model, not a curated record. NCBI's taxonomy places the organism in Eukaryota, Apicomplexa, Aconoidasida, Piroplasmida, Theileriidae. The transcript has a single exon. The coding region runs from base 1 to 1530 and encodes 509 amino acids.
AUGAAAAUAUAUGUCAAAGUAAAAUGUGUAUUAAUAUUCAUUGUCAUACAAUUUGGACACUGUGCUGAUAAAUAUAAUAAUUUAAAAUCAAGACCCAAUGAAGAAGAUGAAGAUGAAGAUGAUAAUUUUGAUGUUAUAGUAAAGGAAUUAGAAGAUUUGAUUGAAGAUGAUGAAGAUUCUAACACAUUAGUAAACGGGAUUAAAAAAAUGUUAAAACCGGAUCAAUUAGGAGAAACUGAACAACCAGAACCUGAAUCACCUUCUGUAAGUCAUUCUGAUUAUCCCACAGGAUCAACAUUUGGUCAAGUUGGUUAUAGUCCUUCUAUGGUACCAUAUAUACAACCCCAACCUGUAUUAUUCAGUCCUUAUGAAACAUAUCAACAAAAUUAUACAACUAGUACAAGUUAUGAAACUACUGGUACAGAAUCUACAACUGAUUCUGAAUAUGCUAUUGGAGUAAAUGAAAGAGUAUAUGGAUAUGGACCUGAUUAUCCCGGAUAUAUUUAUUAUGGAUUUGGUCCGCCUCAAUCAACAUAUCGAGAAUCUUUGAGAUAUACGACUUAUCCUAUGGAUCAACCAAUCCCACAACCAGUUCUGCCAAUACAACAUAUACAACCAUCUCCUAUUCAUUAUCAACAUCAAGAUGAUAUAACACCAGGUUAUAUUUUAUCUAGUCCUACUUUUAGCUAUGAACACCCAACACAUUUGGUUCAGGGUCAAUCAGGUUACUAUUAUGAUCUUUCUAGACCUACUAUACCAACUGAACAACAGUCUAUAACUAUUCAGGAUGAUAUUGAACCUGUUCAACAAACUGAAUCGGAACGACCAGAUCCUGAACGAGCUGAUUUACGCAAAGAAACAGAAACUGGAAAAGAAAAAGAACAUAAAACCAUAGAAUAUAUGAGAGAACCAAUAGUUCCUGAACUACCAUUUACCGCAAUUUACAAAUUAGAUCAUGAUAACAACUUAAUUUUAAUGACUUCAUCAGAUAUAGUUGUAACGGUUGAUACAAAUCUUUUUACAAGGGUUAAACUUCUAGAAAAAUGCGUAUUAGUUUUGGAUAAAGGCGAUUAUGUCUGGAAACAUAUAUCUGGUUUGGAUUUCCCAAUUGGAUUGGUUUACAAAAAACAAACAAAGAUGUAUAAUAUUAUUCUUGUAGAUAGGAUUUUAACAUUCCGACAAAAUGAUCGGAAGUGGAGGAUGAAAAAAUAUAUGAUACCAAAUAAUCUCAGGUUCUAUAGUGAAGACAAAGAUGGAAAUGAAGUAAAGCUAACAACUGAACACUAUGACGUUCAUCUUCUUGAAUGUAAUGUAUUCAGAUAUAUAAUUUUUGAGAGCUCAUUUUGUACCAAGAUUAUGUUUGAUAACGAUGUUAUAUGGGAAAGAAACAUUUUCAAACCUUACGUUAAAACGCUAACUCUCUCUGUACCAAUGAACAUUAUAAGAUUUUAUUUUCCAAAGAGAAUCUAUGAAUCUAAGUAUGUUAAUAACAAAUGGACAUAUGAUCUUGUUAAAAAGGAUAGAAAAUAG